This is a messenger RNA of Meloidogyne enterolobii, 387 nucleotides long. NCBI's taxonomy places the organism in Eukaryota, Metazoa, Nematoda, Chromadorea, Rhabditida, Meloidogynidae. The record is from the annotation of a GenBank genome assembly.
AUGCUAUACAUUCACCGAUUUUCAAUCUUCGAUAACCCUGCUGUUUCUAAUGAGGAUAAUAUAAAACUAUCAGAAGUGCAAUAUUCUUUACAAGAUACUAAAAGAUCAUUAGCAGAAGUUCGUGAAUCACUUGAUCAACUGAAUAAACAAUCAUCUGAUUACCACGCAGCGAUAGAGGAGAAUAAGAUAAAAUUAUCAGAAAUGAGGCAAUUAUUUGAUCAAGGCAACAAAAAGUUAACUGAUUUUCAAAAAACAAUAGGGGAAACUGACACGAAAUUAUCAGAAAUGAGACAAUUACUAUCACAAACCCAAAUCCAGAUUGGAACAAAAACAACUACACCCUUGGAAUUUAGACCAGUUUCUCAACAAUUUUCGAAUAAUUUGUGA